Messenger RNA from Vanessa atalanta (red admiral), 2201 nucleotides. It is a transcript of the gene Nt5b, whose product is annotated as cytosolic purine 5'-nucleotidase. Gene Ontology annotation, molecular function: 5'-nucleotidase activity. The record is from RefSeq and is a predicted model, not a curated record. The coding region runs from base 295 to 2037 and encodes 580 amino acids. The transcript has 14 exons. NCBI's taxonomy places the organism in Eukaryota, Metazoa, Arthropoda, Insecta, Lepidoptera, Nymphalidae.
UACGCGAACACGCUUGUCGCGUCACACCGUUGUUUCGUAUUCCAAUUGAUUAUCACAUUCCUUAUCGCGAUCUUGAACGUUAAGUGUAUGUAUGCCGUGUGUUUAAUGGUGAUUACGUUUUAGUGAUAGAAAGAUUUCUAAGUGUUAAAUUAGUUACUUAUAUAUGAAUCUGUUUGACCAAUCUACCGUAUAUGAAGUGCAUGUUGGAAAACGGAUUAAUAAAUCAGAAUUGCUAAAUAUAUAAACGCUUCGAACGAAAUUGGAUUUGUAAUAAAAACAGUGAGUGCAGUGAGGAUGAGGUACCAGGGAGUUAUGCCGAAUGGAACGUCGGAUUUGUUUCCCAACUCUGCGAUCACGAAUGGCUCAUCAUAUGGCAAAGGAGAUAGAUACACUGCGGCUCCUAAUGAAAUUUUCGUGAACAGAUCACUACAUUUAGAAAAUGUUAAGUUUUAUGGAUUCGAUAUGGAUUAUACAUUGGCGGAAUAUAAAUCGCCUCAAUAUGAAAACUUAGGUUUUAAUUUAACUAAAGAAAGGUUGGUUCACAAAGGAUACCCACAGGAAAUAUUAGAAUUCGAAUAUGAUCCCUCCUUCCCUGUCAGAGGCCUAUGGUUCGAUACGCUGUACGGUAAUUUAUUGAAAGUAGAUGCAUAUGGUAACAUUCUAGUCUGCGUACAUGGAUUUGAAUUUUUAAAGCACUCACAGGUAUAUGAAUUAUAUCCAAAUAAAUUUUUAACACUCGACGAAUCAAGAGUGUAUGUGUUGAACACAUUAUUUAAUUUACCGGAGACGUAUCUGAUAGCUUGCCUCAUAGACUUCUUCACAAACAGCCCGCAGUACGCCAGAGAAAAGACAGGCGUAAGAUGCGGCGACCUCGCAAUGUCAUUCAAAUCUAUAUUCCAAGAUGUGAGGAACGCAGUCGACUACGUGCACAUACACGGCGACCUAAAGAAGAAGACAACGGAGAAUCUGGAUCUCUACCUGAAGAAAGACGACAGACUACCAAUGUUCCUGUCGCGGAUAAGGGAGAGUGGCGCGAAACUGUUCAUUCUCACGAACAGCGACUACAAUUUCACGGACAAGAUUAUGAACUAUCUCUUCGAUUUUCCAUACGGCGCGAAGCCCGGCGAGCCCCAUAGAAACUGGAAAACAUACUUCGAUUGGAUAGUAGUUGACGCAAAGAAACCACUGUUCUUCGGCGAGGGCACGACACUACGCCAAGUGGACACACGCACGGGUGCUUUGAAAAUGGGCCACCAUGUCGGACCCUUGCACGAGGGACUUGUAUAUUCUGGAGGUUCGUGCGAUGUCUUCACCGAGCUCAUAGGGGCAAAGGGUAAAGACGUGCUCUACAUCGGCGACCAUAUCUUCGGUGAUAUCCUUAAGUCAAAGAAGAUCGGCGGCUGGCGGACCUUCCUCAUAGUGCCGGAACUAGUUCAGGAGCUACACGUGUGGACCGACAAGUGUCAGCUGUUCGCUCAACUACAGAACCUGGACAUACAACUCGGGGAUAUGUACAAAGAUCUGGACUCGAGCACUAAGGAGAAACCCGACAUAUCGAAGCUCCGCAACGCGAUACGUGACGUGACGCACAAGAUGGACCUCGCGUACGGCAUGCUCGGCUCGCUGUUCCGCUCCGGGUCCCGACAAACUUUCUUCUCUUCGCAGGUGGUGAGGUACGCGGACCUGUACGCGGCGUCGUUCCUCAACCUGAUGUACUACCCGUUCUGCUACAUGUUCCGCGCGCCGGCCAUGCUCAUGCCGCACGAGUCCACCGUCGCGCACGAGCAGCGGUUCACCGUCGACACGCCCACCAUCGACCGGUCGCGGCACUCGAGCACGCAGCGCGCGUUCGCCGAGCGCGCGCUGAGCGCGGCGUGCGUGGCCGAGAUGUCGUCCGACGAGGCGGUGGGCCCGCCCGACGCCGCCGACCUCAAGGGCGAGCGCUCCGUGCCGCACGUGCGGCCCGAGACGCCGCAGCGCCUCACGCACACGCACGACGAGGACUGCUCCGACGACGACGACCUCAAGCACAAGUAGACCGCAGGUUUAAUGAGGCUGUAUAUCUGUAUAUUAUUACACGAUCUGUAUGUAUGGUCAAUUCAUUGUUCUUGUAAUGUUACGAAGAUGGUUCUAACAAAUUAUGUAUUUGAAAUGUAGAAAUUAAUUCGAUCGCUGGUUUUAAUAAAGCUAUUAUUGUUGAA